GUUUGCCGUGUUUCUAACUGUAUGUGUCAUCUUUUGUUCUAUAAUCCUACAUACAAAAAUAUCGUUCGAAUUUUCUUUCGCAGCGAAAACGGUGUUAGUCAUAGCGAGUUGUAUUUUUUUUGUUCGUUCGGUUUCUCUUUUUCUGCUGGUAUGGUUCGUAUAUUUUUAAUCGUAUUGCGGUGUUCAUAGCUGAAUAGCAAUAGUAUAGGCAACAUCAACAGCAGCCAAUUCGGAUGUUUGUGAAUAAAAUAGGGAAAAAGGUGAACUUUGCAUCCGCUCUUUGUUGUUUUCAUUGUUGUUUUCAGUGGAGCAUUGGAAAUGCAAAGAUCAUAAUAAACAGUCUUCUCACAAUAAAGUUUUUUUAAUCAUGGAACAUAGUUAAAUCAACAUUAUUUACAAUUAAAAUAAAAUUGAAAAGAAAAUUGCAACAAUCAAGCUUUACUCAGAAAUUACAUCGCUUCAAUCUCUCUGGAAUAACAAAAGAGCCAAAUCACAACACAAACAAUUCAAAAAAUAAUAAUAAAUGCUGACGAAAUCAAAUGUGUUGAUCUGAGGAAAAUGCCCAAUUUUUAUCGUCGGGCAAUCGAAUUUGCUGGCCGGUAUACCCGGCAUCAAAAUUAGUUUUCCAGCACACUGGGGGGUCGGAAGGCAUGGUGUGCCCGUCCCCCCAACCAGCGAUUUGCUGGCCACGAUCUCAAUGUUUGAGCAACAAAUCAAAGCUGAACCCAUGUCAUUCUAUACGACAACAACAUGUCCACAACAACCACCAUCUCAGAUGGUUCAGCCAAUGGCUCCCCAGCAACAACAGCAACAGCAACAGCAACAACAGCAACAACAGCAACAACAACAACCUCAACAAGCUCAGCAGCAACAACAACAACCUCAAUCACAGCAGCAGGAGGUGAGACAAUUAUGUAUUGUUAUUACAAUUUUCUCAAAGACGGGUCCAAUCGAUUUUACAAUCAAUUAUAUUCUUUGUUAG
This is a messenger RNA of Contarinia nasturtii (swede midge), 982 nucleotides long. RefSeq names its product ataxin-8-like. The record is from RefSeq and is a predicted model, not a curated record. The transcript has 4 exons. Bases 698 to 982 code for a protein of 94 amino acids. Lineage: Eukaryota; Metazoa; Arthropoda; Insecta; Diptera; Cecidomyiidae.